CACAAGACUCAUCGUUACAAAACUAUACUACUGUCCACUCAUCGGCUGAGGAUGUUAAGAAUGGAAACUCUGGUUUUCACCAACAGCUUAUAAACACAACCCAACUCUUCAACUUCUUGAAUGGUCAACUCAAUUCCCUCCAAACUCUUUAACAAAUUCUUCAACUCCCCACAGCUCAUCUCUUUGCUAGACCUCGAAGCCAUAAGUUCCCUUUCCAUCUUCACAACUUCAUUAAUCCCAUUGCUUUCCCCUUCGCAGGAGGAAAUCCUCUUGGACUGCAACAGUUUCGAGACCAAAGACCAUCUCUUGGUCUUUGGGUUCGAGCAGGAAAUUAUCGCCAAGAGAGACUCGAAGAUCUCAAGGCAUGCCUCUUCAGCCUGUCUAAGAGUUCCAACCACAAUGCUGGAAUCUUUCUCCUGCUCUUUCAGGAUCUCCUUCAUUUGCGAGAAAAUGUCUCUGGUCGCAGCACAGACAUCGAACAACCUGAGGGAUCGGUCGAGGGACUUAUCCAUUGAGUUAUCAUCAGAGAUGGCUUUCUGGGUUGCUUGCAGUUGAAGGAAA
Messenger RNA from Linum tenue, 561 nucleotides. Lineage: Eukaryota; Viridiplantae; Streptophyta; Magnoliopsida; Malpighiales; Linaceae. The record is from the annotation of a GenBank genome assembly.